This is a messenger RNA of Punica granatum (pomegranate), 604 nucleotides long. The record is from RefSeq and is a predicted model, not a curated record. Lineage: Eukaryota; Viridiplantae; Streptophyta; Magnoliopsida; Myrtales; Lythraceae.
CCCUAUAAAAUUACUUCCAAACCUGUGACCGACACAAACACAUCACAAACAGAGCAUCCAUCACCGGGCGGGCAAGCCAACUGAUUUGAACCGACAGCAGUCUCAGAAGAACAGAGAGCAAAGAUACAUGGCGGACAUUGCAAUGCUUGUGGCGGAGGAGUACGAGAGGAGGAUCAAGAUCAACAGCAGCUGCUGCUCCGUCAACAAGACCCAUCAGGAUCAAGCUCAUCAACACGGAGGAGGAGGGCUCAAGCUCAUCAACAUGGGCUUGGUUUCGAGAUACGUGUCCGAUCUGGGGGAGAUGAAGCAGAGGCUGGAGGGUGUCGGCAAGUGGGUGUUGGCACUGCAGGAGCCCAGGUCCCCAUUUGGGAUUGCUGCCUCUCAUGGGUUCUUCUCUGCUUGAAACCUCCUCCUCCUUGUUUUUGACUGCGUUGUUUAACUUAAUUGAUGUUGUAAAUAUUGUCAUCAUCUGCUAAUGUGGGAAGUAGAGGAGGGGCGGUGCUCUCAAUGUUCAAUUUUUUUUUUUUGCAUCCAUAUAUAUAUAUAUUCAAGAAAUGGAAAAGUUGAGAUCAUGUCAUGGCAAGUAACUAUUGGCCCGUUUUUC